GGCGGCGGCACCCAAUCCGCCCUUAGAUCUCUUUCUCACGGGCAGCGCCACCCUGAUAUCGCCUCUUCACGUCGUCCACCUGGGGCGCCCAUCGGCAUGGCCGGUGUUGGAAGGGGGAUGGGGCGGGGCUGUGGCGAUGGCAAGCUGCGAACAGUGGGGGUCGUCGCCGGCGUCCAUGGCCCAUCUCAAGAGACUAUUCCCGCUUGUCAGGGCAGAGGUCACGGCAGCGGCAGUGUGACGAUCCCCGUCGACCAUUCAUCGGGAGGACAAGCAACGGGAUUUCUGGAUGACAUCAACCGAAGCGGAUUUGCCACCGGGGUGGCUCGUCAGGGUGGCAUAAGCAGAGGCCUGGAGGUUCCACUGCCGGUUAAAGAACCAACUAUAGGUAAUGCAAAUGAUAUAACAAACAUAUGGUGUCAUGGGAAAUCAUUGGAAGGACAAGCAUGGGAGUGUGGAUAUUGUGGUUUAGUUAGACAUGGUGGGGGUUCAACCCGAUUCAAGCAGCAUAUAGCUGGACUGGGCCCUCAUGUCUUCUCUUGCAUGAAUGCACCUCAUCACGUAGUUGCCAUUUUUCGGAAAGCCAUUCCAGAGGGAGAGGCCCGGAGAAGGACUUCCAAAGAAGGAAAGAAAAGAGUGGUAGCUGAGGUCAAUCAUAUGAACAAUCAAGGUGCAGCAAUACAUAUCGAUUGUGAAGAUGAAGAUGAUGAGGUACUCCAGUAGACCCUACGAAAUUCGUUACGUGAAGAUCAUGGGAGAACCAGUGCUGUUAAAGGAAGUGUAGGGAGCAGCUCAAGUGGUGUCAAAGACUUUUUUGACGUUGACUUGGCAUAUAGCAAGACUAGGCCACAUCAGACAAUGGAGGCGUGUAUUAGCAAGGUGGAAUAUGAAUCCAGGAUUGGGAAGGCUUGGGCAAAAUGGUUUCACGCUAAUGACAUCCCUGGGCACAAAGCCAAUUGUCCGUACUUCGUAGGAGCAAUAAAAUUGACUCAAGACCUUGGCAAAGGGGUGCCUGCCCCUAAAGGGAUAGAUAUUGAUGGAGUUUAUUUAAAUAGCAAUUAUGAAGAGUUGCAGCAGUAUGUGGCCAAGUUCAAAGAUGAUUGGCCCACAUAUGGUGUUACUAUCAUGUCAGAUUCGUGGACUGGCCCUUCACGGAUGAGCAUCAUAAACUUUAUGGUGUUCUCCAAUGGGCGUAUGUAUUUCCACAAAUCUGUUAAUGCCACCGGACACAUGCAAAAUUCACAGUUUGUGUUUGAGCACAUCAAAGAAGUGAUCGAAGAGAUAGGGCAGCAACAUGUUGUCCAACUUGUGACCGACAAUGGCUCUAACUUCAAGAAAGCAUGUCUUGACCUUGUUGCAGAUUUCCCACACAUCACAUGGCAGCCAUGUGCGGAUCACACCAUUAACCUCAUGUUGAAGGAGAUGGGAUGCUUUUCUGAGAUUAAUGAAGUGGUUAGUAGUUGUAAGAGAAUUUGCAGAUUCAUGUACAAUCAUUCAACUUUGCAUGCUGAAAUGCAGAAGCACAUAGGUGGAGAGUUGGUGCGCCCGAAUGCCACAAGGUUUGGAACUAACUUUAUGUUCCUAGAAAGCUUUUGGGAUAAGCAAGAGAAAUUCCAAGUGUGGAUGACAUCUCCAGAGUGGAAAAAUAGCUCAUGGAGUUCCGAGGUUGAUUAUGACUACACAUAUGAUUGUUUGAUAAGUAGGACCUGGUUGAAUAGCGUGAAGUGGGUGCUAGAUUUAAUUGGCCCAAUAUAUAGCAUACUUAGAUAUGCUGAUUCACAGAAGCUUGGGUCACUUUCUGGCUUUAUGACAAGGAUGAUGCAUUCUAGGCAUCAAUUGAGUUCUUUGUUUUGUCAUGAUUCUCUAGACCAAAACAAGUACCUAAAGGUGGUCGACAAAAGGGUU
This is a messenger RNA of Triticum aestivum (bread wheat), 1902 nucleotides long. RefSeq lists its product as uncharacterized. The coding region runs from base 97 to 720 and encodes 207 amino acids. Gene Ontology annotation, molecular function: DNA binding. Lineage: Eukaryota; Viridiplantae; Streptophyta; Magnoliopsida; Poales; Poaceae. The transcript is spliced from 2 exons. The record is from RefSeq and is a predicted model, not a curated record.